GUCCUUCCCACCACCAUCGUCCGAUUUCUCCUGGUACCGCUGUUACCCCUCAUUUGACCUCCGUCUUCACUAUGGGCUCUAUCGUAUAUCGGCAGUAUAGUGGCGAGUCUGAAUUACCUCAUAUAAUGGCACUCGUUCAACAUGAACUGAGUGAGCCGUAUGUUAUCUACACAUACCGGUAUUUCCUACAGCAAUGGCCACAUUUGGCUUUCCUAGCUUAUCCGAGCCAGUCCUCUGAUCCGGUGGGCGUGGUCGUGUGCAAGCAGAGUAUGCACAGAGAUGUCACGAACAGAGGCUAUAUCGCCAUGUUGAGUGUGCAUAAGAACUGGCGCAAGCGCGGUAUAGCCAGUUCGCUCGUGCGCCGGUCUAUCGAGGUCAUGAAGAAACACGGGGUUGAGGAGGUCGUGCUCGAGACGGAGUACGACAACUCCGCCGCCCUUUCUCUAUAUGAAUCCCUUGGGUUCAUACGCGAGAAGCGCCUAUACCGGUUCUACUUGAACGGCAAGGACGCGUUCCGGCUCGUGCUGGUGGUCCCCUCCCCAGACCUCGAAGAAGAGGAUACAGACCAGCGCAAACCCUUGCCCAUCCGGUUCCUCGCGCCGCCUCGGAUGAUCACUAUCCCUUCCCUGCCCUACGACUCCGACGACGAGGUCUCGUCGCGCUGAUCACUCCUCAUCCCUGCCACUCCACUCUAUUUGUCUUGCUUCUGCUUGCGAUGGUCUCUGUUCCUGCCUUCGACUUCACGGGAUCUUAACUGUUGUGUGUAACUUAUUAAUUGCUCCCGCCCUACUCACGUGUAUUAGUAGUAGCUCCAUAGGGUCUGUUGCAACAUG
Molecule: messenger RNA, 833 nt
Organism: Trametes versicolor FP-101664 SS1
Lineage: Eukaryota; Fungi; Basidiomycota; Agaricomycetes; Polyporales; Polyporaceae
Product: acyl-CoA N-acyltransferase
Exons: 5
Coding region: 72-665 (197 amino acids)
Biological process (GO): N-terminal peptidyl-methionine acetylation
Cellular component (GO): NatC complex
Molecular function (GO): protein-N-terminal amino-acid acetyltransferase activity
Source: RefSeq, a predicted model, not a curated record